Colletotrichum karsti is the source of this 1263-nucleotide messenger RNA. RefSeq names its product methyltransferase. The record is from RefSeq and is a predicted model, not a curated record. The transcript has 9 exons. The coding region runs from base 1 to 1263 and encodes 420 amino acids. Lineage: Eukaryota; Fungi; Ascomycota; Sordariomycetes; Glomerellales; Glomerellaceae. Gene Ontology annotation, molecular function: methyltransferase activity.
AUGCUGUUUCCAGCCUCCUCGAACCAGUCCGGGGAUACCGGCCGCAGGCGGAGAUCAAAUAUUACCCCAAAGCCCUUCCUUACGCUCUCCUUUCUCGCAUACGGAGAGGUUCUCCCUUGGCUUCUGGUUGAGUGGCUCUCGGCUUUGACCACAUCGCGCCUCUCAGUGCAAGACGACAGCCUACAGUAUAGUCAGCGUUCAAGCCCGCAGAGCCAAGGAGGCAAGAUCAUGGAAGUGGGAGAACCGAUACCCGAUGCGAGGCAUAAUGUCGACACUGUGCUCCCCCCCGCCCAUAUCGAUUUGGAGCCGGACGAGGACAUUGCAGAUGCCGAUAUGCAGAGUAUCCUAGGAAGUGAUGUCGACUCGGCAUUGGGCGAGUCUGAAGCAUGGCCGUCGUCAACAGCAUCGUUGCGAUCGAGCAUUGUGCGCGCGCUAGAGGAGAACGGUCGUAUCUACCACGGAUAUAAGGAUGGGAAGAAGAACUUGAUAGACAAGGUAGGUCAAUACCAGCUAUGCCAGUUGACUUUCGAGAACAGGCUCAAUUUCGCCCCCGUUCAUCACCCGCACAGAGUUCUGGAUGUUGGAUGCGGCAUAGGCAUGUGGGCAAUAGACUUUGGCGAGGAGCAUCCCGAGUCCGAGGUGAUUGGAGUAGACCUCUCGCCGGUUCAGCCAGGCUUUACGCCCCCCAAUGUCCACUACGAAAUAGACGAUCUCGAAGAGGAGUGGAGCUUUUCGAGAAAGUUUGACUACGUUCAUAGUAUGAUGAUGACGGGUGCCUUCAGGGACUGGCCAAAUUUCCACCGACAAGCCUUCGAGAAUCUGAAUCCAGGGGGCUGGCUCGAGAUCCAGGACAUCGAUUUUCCGAUGAGGUGUGAUGAUGGAACGAUACCGCCAGAAUGUGACCUGGGGAGGUGGAACGAUCUGAUGAUGGAGGCCGGCAGAAGGUCCGGGUUCCUCCUCGACACUUGCGGUCGGGCCGCAGACAUGAUGGCCAGAGUCGGAUUUGUCGACAUCGUGAGGAUCCCGUUCAAAUGGCCCAUCAACCAAUGGCCGCGAGACGUCAGGCACAAAACGCUCGGGCUUUGGACGGAGGCGAACUUCAGCGUGGGUCUCGAAUCCAUGACGCUGGCCCUCUUCACCCGGUUCAUGGGUUGGAGGAAGGAAGAGGUUUGGGAGUUCAGUGCUAGAGCCAGCGCCGAAUGGCGUGACGUGAGGAGACAUGGCUACUUUGACGUGUAUGUUACGUAUGGAAGGAAACCGUAA